Messenger RNA from Medicago truncatula (barrel medic), 2183 nucleotides. RefSeq names its product R3H domain-containing protein 2. Lineage: Eukaryota; Viridiplantae; Streptophyta; Magnoliopsida; Fabales; Fabaceae. Gene Ontology annotation, molecular function: nucleic acid binding. Bases 173 to 1480 code for a protein of 435 amino acids. The record is from RefSeq and is a predicted model, not a curated record. The transcript has 5 exons.
AUUUAUCAUUUUAUUUGGUAGUCCGUAGUGUCCAAAUAACAUUUCAAUGAGUUAUACAGGCUGGAUGGGCACGUAGGAGAUGAUAUGAUACCCUAGUCUUGAGCUCCUUCAGUUGACCCUAAAUCCUAAAAGUCAAAAUGAAUCUCUAACCCUAGCAGAUUCCAUUUCCGCCAUGGCUUCAGCAGAUUUGAACGAAUCCAUGAAUCGUUUGAACUUGACUAUCUCCUCCGACAAAGAUUCCAACUCUCACCAACACGCCGACGAUGCUCCAAUUCCUCCAUCUUCCAGUGGCGGUGAUGAUGCCAUCAAUCAAGUUGACCAGUUCCUUCUCGAUGCCAUUCAGAACCCUCGCCAACGCCUUUCCAUUUUACGGUUGGAGCAGGAUGUUGUGAAGUUCAUUCAAGAUCCUAAUCAACAGCAGCUUGAAUUUCAGCAACUGCCAACUUCCUAUUUGCGGUUAGCUGCACAUCGGGUUGCUCAGCAUUACUCGUUGCAGUCGAUGGUUUUACUGGAUUAUAGUUUGCCGGAUGAUUCAGGGUCACAGAUUAUUGUUCACAAGACUUCUGGAUGUAAGCCUCCUCUUAUUCGCCUCGCAGAUAUCCCUGUAAAAUUACCGUCAGAAAACAAUACUGUCAAGAAGAUUGCAAUUAAACAAAGACCAAAGAAGCAGUCCCUAGGUUGUAGUGAUACAGAUUCAAACUCUGUUAAGAAUCAAAACUCUAAAAGUGUGGAAGAGAGAACAGAGGAGUAUAGUAGGGCUCGUGCUAGGAUCUUUAGUUCAAGCGAUAAUGAUGGUACUUUGGGUGGGAAGCCAGAAUGCGAGUCAAGGAAGCAGGAUAACUCUUUAGUUGGUUCGUUGGAUGUUUCUCGAGUUGAAGGUAAAUCUGCUUCUGUGUCAGAUGUCAGUUCCAGUAGGCUGUUGGUUGAGUCUUCCACAAAUAACAGUAGGGCAAGAAGUAGGACAGAGACAGAAUUAGUUGGUGGACAAAGGCAAAGUAGUAGGGUGGCUAUAUUUCGGGACCAUGAAGUUGACCGCAAGGAUCCUGAUUAUAACAGAAACUAUGAAAGGUUUGUGCAAAGAUUUGACCCUGGAUUUGGGUUCAAUGGAGGAUCAUACACCAUGCAGCCCAUGUAUGCAACAGUAUCAAACUACCACACCGGGUUUCAACAGCUUGGAUCCACUCAUGGACUGCAGCUUUCUGCUGAACACCAUCCACAACCUUUUCUCCAGCACGUACCUGGGCCAUGGGCUCCACCAACACCCGCUGGAAUAGGUUAUGGAUAUCCAGAGACCAUGUUACCAUUUAAUCCUAGACAAGUUGGUGUAUGCUCUGCACCAACAUUGUAUUUGCAUUCACCUCAGUAUUCUUGUCACUGUCAUGGAAUGCCUUUUAUUCCCCAUGAACCUCUUCAUCAGCCAUUUGCUCAGUCUCAUCAACCACCACCUGAUGCAAGUUUUGGAAUGGCUUGGCCCUGGUGAAGGGAUGGGCCAGGCCUGCAACUGAUCAGCUUGAGAUAAAUGAUGUAAGCUGAUGGGUUGCCGCAGCUUAAAAAAUUAGCUGCCUUCAGUGCAGGCAUAUUGGCUGAGUUUGGCUGGAAUAGAUUUGUAUAUUUCUGUAAGACCAUCUUUGAUCCAUUUCCUCCAUUCCCGGUCUUCCAAGGAUGCUUAUUGUGUCUCCCGUGUCCCUUGUAGACGUGUGCAAUGAUUACUAAUAUGGACUUAUCCAGAGCUGAAUAAGUUUGUGCUGGACUUGGUUGAAGCUCCUUAGAGCUCAAGGGUCUACAUUAAAAGAGCUUGGCACGUCUGCCUUCUGAUUGCUGGAAUUUUGUUGCUGAGAUUCAACUGGAAUUCUCAAGAUGUAGUCAUGUAUAACACACGACAUGUUGUUACUACUACCACAAGACUUCUAUUGACUGGUUGAUGUUCUCGUGCCAAAGCUGCCAAAUCCUUGUCAUUUGUUACUAGCAUAAGUUGGGUUAAAAUGUAAAAAUUGAUUGGUUUGGUUGUAGCCGACAAAAAUUACAAAGCUCAAAUCAAGCCAACCUGAUGAAUAACGGGUUGGUUUGAAUACGGUUGUUAGAUCAGCUCCUUAAAAAACAACAAAAGUAAUUGUUGCAUACAUUAAGAAAGGAAAUUUUACCCUACAACCUUACAUUUAUAUAACCCCUAUAUUUUACUCAAA